AUGCUGCAUCCAUGCUGCAGCAAAAUGUGCAGCAGCAGAAGCAGAUGCAGCAGCAGAAGUAGAAGCAAGAGCAGCAGAAGUAGAGGCAACACCAGCAGCACGUGCAACAGCAGCAGAAGCAGCAACACCCGCAGCAACAGCGCCAGAACGCGCAGCAGAGAGAGCAGCACAUGUUGCAGCAGCAGCAGCAGCAGCAGCAGCAGCAAGCGUAGGAGCAGGGGCAGCAGCUGCUGCUGUUGUGUCCCUUACAAUCGGCACCAUGUGUCUUUCGCCGACAAGCAAAGGCUAGUGUGCACUAGGCCGUCAGCAGCAGCAGCAGCAGCAGCAGCAGCAGCAGCAGCAGCAGCAGCAGCAGCAGAAGCAGCAGCAGCAGCAGCAGCAGUUGUAGAUAUUCACUUGCAUGCAUGGAUUGCUUGCGCAUCCAGCUCCUUUUGCGCACUCGAUUAUCAAAUAGAAACAUUUCUUUUUGUCGAAAAUUAA
Molecule: messenger RNA, 480 nt
Organism: Eimeria necatrix
Lineage: Eukaryota; Apicomplexa; Conoidasida; Eucoccidiorida; Eimeriidae
Exons: 1
Coding region: 1-480 (159 amino acids)
Source: RefSeq, a predicted model, not a curated record